Enhydra lutris kenyoni (northern sea otter) is the source of this 3423-nucleotide messenger RNA. RefSeq names its product ER membrane associated RNA degradation. Lineage: Eukaryota; Metazoa; Chordata; Mammalia; Carnivora; Mustelidae. The coding region runs from base 202 to 2331 and encodes 709 amino acids. The record is from RefSeq and is a predicted model, not a curated record. The transcript is spliced from 18 exons.
CUUCGGUACCGGCGGGGGAGGUGCCGGCCGCUCCCGGCUGGCCCCGCGGGCUCUGCGCCUCCGUCGAGUCUGCGCCGGCGCGGCCGGGCCCCCGACCCUGACCCGGGAGACGCGCCCCGUGGGAGGGAACGGGAUGUAGUUUCUCCGGGAGCUGAAGGCUGCGGGGACCCGGCGAAGCGCGUUCCCUUCCGCCCGGGUGGGAUGAGCGUCGCUCCGCAGCGGCCGCUGCCUGCGUCCCGGGGCCGCGCCGUGUCCGGGUCCGUCCCGUGUGAGACCCGCCUUGGUGCAGGCCGCGGGGCGGCUCUUGCGGGGAUGCUAAUAGAGGAUCCGAUUGCCACUUGUCUCUCUCCCCCAGUCUAUGAUAUGAUCUGUAAACUGGGGUUUGAAGUCAGAGAAAAUUGGGAUAUCGAUCGCAUUGUAACCCAGAGGGGAGACGUGUGCUGGCCGACCAUCACAGCCUGUGUGAUGUAUACACGGUCAGCCCAGAGUCUGGAUUACCGGGGCAGCGUGCGGCUGCUGGGCCCUGUGUGUGAGGCCGUCCACUCGCAUUUGUUAUCUCUGACCAAGGGACAGUUUGAGACUCGAUACGCGCCGUGGCUGCAGUGGACAGCUUUUCCAGAGUUAUUUCCUGAAAUAUUUGCUGCUUUGGAAAGCCUCCAGGGUCCCGCCAUCUCUCUUGGCUUAAUGAAACUGACGGCGUGUCUAGAACGGGCUUUGGGAGAUGUGCUCGUCCUGCUCGGGAAGGACUGCCCCUUCCUUCUGCGAGACCUGCUUGUGUCUGAGGAGCUUGCUGCGGUCUUCGGGCGGCCUGUGAUGGACGUGCUGAAGGUCUUCGUCGGAUCCCCGUGUGGACUCAACUUGCGUAACGUGCUGUGGCACGGGUUUGCCUCCCCUCGCGAGAUCCCCCCGAAGUACUGUUCAAUGAUGAUGCUCUUGACCGUGGGGCUGGGCCAGCUGCUGAAGAGGUACUUGGAGCAAACGAGACGUGUGCUGGCGCACCGACCUCGCGUAGCUCUCGCACACCUGGAGGAGGCGGCUGUUUUCCCUGACGUUACUCCCGAGGUACUUGGUGUGUUAGAAGACGUGAUGAGGAACUCCACUUUCAUCCGGAAGGUCAUGAUGCCGUACUGGGAAGCUGCGUUCCUCAGCUUCCGGUCACACAGGUUUGCUGACUGUGCCGUGUUGUUACUGACGCAGCUGGAGGCGGGACUUAGGAGAGUUUUUGCCGCCGUUAACCAGUGUCCGAGAAGACUUCUGACCGCUGAGCCCACGGCUCUUUAUACCACCUUUGAUGAAAUAUUGGCAAAACACUUGAACGACGGUAAAAUCAAUCAGCUUCCUCUUUUCCUUGGAGAGCCUGCGAUGGAGUUUCUUUGGGAUUUCUUGAACCAUCAGGAGGGCCCUCGUAUAAGAGACCGUUUAAGCCAUGGGGAAAUCAACUUACCUGAAUUUCCAAAAGAAGCAGCAAAUCAGUUGCUUGCGUUUUCUGGGGUCCUUUUACUCAGAUUCGUUGAUGAAGAUCUGUCAGCAGCCUUCAAGGAAGAAGCUGCCAUCGGAUCGCUGGCCGCUCUCGCAGACGGUUACCGCGCUCACUUCCACCCAGUUUCUCAGCUGAAAAAACAGGUGCUGAGCUGUGAGAAGAGCAUCAGGGUUUGGCCCCUCCUGCCUUUGCCAGAAGAGGCCGCCCGAUCAGUGGCUACUUCUGAAACACAUGCCUGUGAGGCUUUCGUCACAGAAAUCCUGCGAGAGCUGCUCCGCCAUCUGCCCGAGCGCGACGGCCUUGUCAGUGGCUGGGAUGGUCUCCCCGCUGGGAGGUGGCCUGAGGCGAUCCAGGAACUCUGCGGCACCCCCAUCUGGACUCUCUUCUGUCCCAGAACCGUCCUGGAAGUGGUCACCGUGCUCCGAAGCAUCGGGGCCCGCUGCGCCUGCGUGUCCCGCCAGGUCGCUGCCUCGGCGGAGCUGAGACACCAGCAGUGGGUGGAAAGGAGGCUGCGCUCUCGGCAGAGGCAGACCUACCUGCACAUGGUGAGCAGUGUUAAGCUUCUGUCCCCUGUGCUUCAGUUGAUUUUAUUGCUGAUUGCCCUGGAGCUGGUCAACAUUCACAUGGUUGGUGGAAAAAGUCCCUGUGAAUAUCAACAGUAUCUAAAGUUCUUGAAGUCAGUCUUGCAGUACACGGAGAAGCUGGUGGCGCACACCAGCCAGCAGAGGAACAAGUGGAGCGAAGCUAUCAGUCUUACUCGUGCCGCUCUACUGAAGAUGUGGAGUUUUACUGAGAAGAAGCAAAUGUUGAUACACUUAGCCAAGAAAUCUGCAAGUAAAGGAGACCUAUGAAAACACUUAGAAGUCAAGAUGUUUUUGGCUGCGUCUGAGAACCGAGCCUGAGUUGGCUUUACCAGCACAGAGAUGGAAAAGCCGUAGGUAGGGUGGGUGGCAGGCUCUGUUUGAUCAGGGAUAAGUUUCAUUUUUCUGCAGCUUCUGAAUGGCUGUUCCUGCCUUUGUGUGAAACCUAGGCUGUACCAUUUUGGUCCCCACACCACGACGCAGUGUCCAGGAGGAGCUUUUUACCCACGUGUCACCCAGAAAACUCUUGAAAACGGUCCGUGUGGCCAGGACCCUGUCCCCUGUGCUCACUGGCCGGGCUGGGUCGGCUCCACUCCUGAGACCCCACUGGGGCACAGAGGAGGAGUGUGGGCCAGUCCAGCCUCAUCCUUGGAGCUGAGAGAGUGAGGUGGGGUGCUCCAGAUCCUAGGGGACAGAGCUGGGGAAGGAGGCGGGCUGGGUGCACGUGGCCACCAGGUGCAGGUUUGUCUGCCCCUGUGUGGCCGAGAGAGCGGGAGCCCUGGCACGUGUCUGGGUAGGGAGCGGGGAGAGCUGGAGUGAGGGGAGUGGGUGCAGUUAGCCCAGGGCUGCUUGGAGAGCUGAAGGCUGUGGUUCUCAAGGGCUCUGGACACUGCAGUUGUCCGGAGCAUCUGUCUCUGGUGACAGGAGCAAAGCCAGUAGCUCUCGGGCCCGCUGUGAGGCUGUCCCUGACCGCAGGUCUGCAUCUGCACUCAGCUGCACACCGCGAAUCGUGGCCUCUUCUCCAAGGCCCAGACCUCUCGGGCAGGUUCUAGCCCAAGGAACAGUGUCUACCCUGUGUGUUUCUGGAUUCUCUGGUGUCGGAGGGCAGUGCUGAAGAGACCUCAAAGGGAAGGGGUGGUGCUGGGGGACAGCAUACAUUCUGGAGCAUUCCAUCCAUCCCUUUGCCAAUUCAGCACCCACCACCCCUUUUAAACUAAACUCCAGGUAAGGACAGAGAGAACCAAGCUUUUGCCCCUGCCUUCUGCUGCAGGUGUAGACCCCACAUCCCACGUUGUGCAAGCGUCUGCCCCUGGGACGCAGCCUUCUCUGCUGCAGGUGUAGAUCCCGGAUCUACAAGCUUCU